GGCAACGGGUGGCAACAGACGUUUCCUCAGAAUGCGUAUGCUUAUUGAGUUCUUUUAAGUUUGUUGGACCCAGCCCUAGAUGGACUGUAGAACAGUGGUUUGGCUUCUUGGCCUGUCGUUGGUUUUGUUAUAAACGGUGCAUUUGUAUUGCGAACCAAGGUAAAUGUCGACCGUGUAAUUUGUGACACAGACAAUGUAGGACUUCUACGGCACACACCUUUCUGGCUGUCACAAGGAAAAAAACGUUAAUUUUCAGAACUAUAACCACGGACCCCGAUUGGUAAUAAAUCACAGUUUGUUUGUACUAAGACAGCCUUCAAAUCAGCUUCCUCGGAUCUCCUUCAGUGUCGGCAUCACCUGCCCGUCAGAAUCGAAUACAGCUUGAUUCUGUUGGACACAGGCCCUUGAUCUUGCGUUUUGUGAAAGAACGGAAAACACAUCGCUCGGUUAACUCAUACUAGGGUUUAUAUUACCAUCACCACAAAAUGAACUGACCGUCGACGCACCAUUGUCAUUCACGAAGUCACCGCCAUCUAUCUAGAUAAAGAAGAAGAACGUUAUUGAGUACAGAAGCAGGACGUACAGGUUACAGGCGUGUAACUGCAGUUUAUAGUUUCUUCGUAUAGCGCGGCAUCAAAAUGGGCAAUUUUACCCCUAUCUCCGAUGUCAUUUUGACAGAGACGCUCGAUAAACAAAGUGUUGAACUUUCGUUUAUAUCAAUCACCAAAUAUGACGCUAGCGACUAUUUGAACAACACCUUUGAUUAUCAAAACAUAACAAAUAUUACCGUGCCAGAACCUUCUCUCCAAGCUCACUCAAUAGUUGCCGCUAUAAUGUAUAGCUUGAUUUUUUUGAUUGGCUUAUUGGGUAACGUUCUGGUUUUGUAUGUCAUCUUAAGAUAUGUGAAGAUGAACACUGUGACCAACAUGUAUAUAUGUAACCUGGCCGUGGCUGAUGUCCUUUUUGUAUUGGGGAUCCCAAUCACUAUUGCCACCAUACUAAUGGAAUCGUGGAUAUUCGGCGACUUCAUCUGUCGAGUGUUCUUUGUCACUAAUUGCGUCAACAGUUUCACCAGCAUUUUCACCCUUGCCGUCAUGAGUAUGGACCGCUACAUGGCCGUCUGCCACCCAGUGGCAGCAAUGGACUUCCGGACAACCAAACUGGCCCGGAUAAUCUGCAUCAUUGUGUGGGUGGUCUCUGGCGCUUUGAUGAUCCCGGUGGUGUUGUACGCACGUAUCGACACUGACGAGCGGGGUAAACCCACUUGUGGCGUCGAAUGGCCAGAGAGUGACAAGCUGACCAGUGCCCAGGCGUUCACCUGGUACACCUUCUUAAUGGGGUACGCCAUCCCAGUUGCUUUGAUAUCGGUAUUCUACACCCUAGUGGUGGUGCGCGUAGGUCAGAUGGGACCCGCUAGUGGAUCAGAAGGUGCCAACCGAACCCAUCGCCGUGUGACCCGAAUGGUCCUCAUUGUGAUCGCCGUUUAUAUCGUUUGCUGGAUGCCUUUUUACAUACAACAGGUGCUGCUUGUUCACGGGGUCAUUGUGGGAGAUGUCAAGAUGUCUCUCUUCAAUACCAUCCUAGCUUACGCUAAUAGCAUGAUGAAUCCGUUUUUAUAUGCAUUCUUCAGUGAAAAUUUCAAAAAAAGUUUCCUCAAGGCUUUUCAUCGCAGGUCUGUUGACGGAUUCGAAGCUACCGGACAGCCAGACCCCCGCGAAAACAGUGCCUUUCCACCACCUCCCGCCAUCUUGAAGAGCUGUCGCUGUGCCAAUGGAGGAGGGUCGAAUCUCAAUAUGGCAGAAGGCCCUACCGCAGAGGUUGGAACGUGCACUGAGGCCAUCCCUCUGCAAAGUGUCUCUUGUAGUGAGGAGAACCAUAAUAAGAUCGACCUGCAACCAGACGACGUUGACGAGAAGAUGCUGCAUCCGUAUUACAAACCAUUCGCCUAUGAACAUGAACCGUCUAUUGUGACAAGUGUAGAUGUAUAGGGGAAAGUGUAGCAUGUUGAUUGUACAGUCAAAUACUACAUCGCCGUAGGCAAAACAGUUGAAAAAGCUGGAUUGCGUUGGAAAUAUUAAAAACUGGAGUUUGGUGACUGAAAAGGAAAUGGCGGUAAAAAGUGUAGCAGAGAAUUAUCAGCUUCUUAUUCUGUAAGCAGAGGGUUAUUAUCACUAGGUUUAUAUGAUGGAAAAAAAAGCAAUCGCAUUGUGACCAGGAAGAGAAAUAUAUGAAAAUGACGCAAGUGACCAGUUAAGAGAGUAUUUAAAAUAAUAAACGUUGUGAUUAGAAUAGAUCUGAUUUCAAAAAAACUUUUUAGCCAGUGUCUGCUGUCCCUUAAUUAUACAUGGUGACCAGAUGCGUGCAGACAGAUAUCGAUAAAAUGUAUGUGGAGUAUCCUCCAAAUAAGCUCUUCACGCAGAUCGGAUGUUAAAAAACAUGGGCCUCAAAACACUUAUCAGAUGAAGAAACGGAACGUAAACUUCUGAGAGUGCCAACUACGUGACUGCUCCCUGGAGGUCAAGGUGUAUUGAUUGGUUUACAGGAAACAAGGCUGAACUAAGUGCUCGUUCCCAAUGAAACAAUCUUUCUACAAAUAUCGAUCCAGCUCCGUAGGGAAUCUCAGAUUAAUAGAUCAGAUUAUAUGCGAAUCAGAUUAAUAGAUUAGCACACCUCCUCUUGGCAUUUAGUAAUAUACAGAAAAGCUGGUGAUUACACGAGAACGUUGGAAACAAGAGGCGUGUUAAUCUGUUAAUGUGAUUACAUUCAGCAGGAGUCUCCACGGAGUUGGAUUGAUCUAUGUAGAACGAUAGCUUUAACGGCAAUGCACCCUAAUCUUCUUUUUUGGCACGAUGACUGUCUUAUUUGUGAGUACACCAACAAUUAGUUCAGGUUUAGGUGUAUUCAUAUUUUCUUAACAGUGGGUAGGCGCGGUAUUAAUAUUUUAGGUAAAUCCAGUUGUCUGAUUUACAUGAAUUGAAACGAUGUUCAGUCGUGUGCGUCCCUUUUAAAGCCACGAAGAACAAUUAUCCAAAUGUACGUGGUGUCAUUUAUACUACAAAAUGAUUGAUUUAGUGCUUUAAAUAUUCAUUACUCAUUAUUUAUGCACAGGCGAACUAACGCACAUAUAUUGUUCAAAUACUGUACGCACGUCUUCGUCAUUCCCAAUCUUCGUGUUAAAGUGUUCGUACGCAGGCCC
Lingula anatina is the source of this 3196-nucleotide messenger RNA. Its product is annotated as somatostatin receptor type 2. Gene Ontology annotation, biological process: G protein-coupled receptor signaling pathway. Gene Ontology annotation, molecular function: G protein-coupled opioid receptor activity; peptide binding. Gene Ontology annotation, cellular component: plasma membrane; neuron projection. NCBI's taxonomy places the organism in Eukaryota, Metazoa, Brachiopoda, Lingulata, Lingulida, Lingulidae. The record is from RefSeq and is a predicted model, not a curated record.